AUGAUCCGGUUCGACAACACCCCGCCCGAAGUCAUGCAAGCAAUGUGCACGCCAAUGCACCAAAUCCUUCCGCCUUCCCCAUCUACCGCGCACCACUCCCGCCUCGGAGGCCUCUACCUCGGCUCCCUCACCGCAGCUCAAGAUCCCCCCCUCCUCCGCUCACAGGGCGUUUCCCACAUCGUCUCCGUGCUUGAUGCGCCGUGGGCGCCGACCUCUCACCUCGAGCGCGAGGGCUUCAGCGUGUACAAGAUCGAGGUGGGCGACGAGGCGAGCGUCGAUUUAAGGCCGUAUCUGGAGGCAGUGUGUGCGAAUAUCGAGGGUGUGAGGAGGACAGGGAGAAGUGUGUUGGUUCACUGUCAGCAGGGCGUCUCCCGCUCCGCCGCCAUCGUCAUCGCCUACCUCAUCGCACACCAGGCCAUGUCCUACGACACCGCCCUCACACUCGUUCGCCGAAAGCGCGCGUGCGUACGCCCGAACUUAGGGUUCGUGAGGGCGCUGCAGGAGUGGGAGGGCAUGGUUAGGAGUGGGGGUAUGGGCGCGCAGAGACCGCCUAUUGAUCGGCGGUUCACUAACUGA
Messenger RNA from Cyclocybe aegerita, 576 nucleotides. The record is from the annotation of a GenBank genome assembly. Lineage: Eukaryota; Fungi; Basidiomycota; Agaricomycetes; Agaricales; Hemipholiotaceae.